Messenger RNA from Neofelis nebulosa (Clouded leopard), 1090 nucleotides. RefSeq names its product olfactory receptor 1M1. Lineage: Eukaryota; Metazoa; Chordata; Mammalia; Carnivora; Felidae. The transcript has a single exon. Gene Ontology annotation, molecular function: G protein-coupled receptor activity; olfactory receptor activity. Gene Ontology annotation, cellular component: membrane. Gene Ontology annotation, biological process: G protein-coupled receptor signaling pathway. The record is from RefSeq and is a predicted model, not a curated record. The coding region runs from base 1 to 951 and encodes 316 amino acids.
AUGAUACCCAUGGAACCAAGGAACCGAACCAGUGCAUUAGAAUUCAUCCUCCUGGGGCUUUCAGAAACUCCAGAGCAGGAGACCCUCCUCUUCGCUCUGUUCCUCUGCAUGUAUGUGGUCACAGUACUGGGGAACCUGCUCAUCAUCCUGGCCAUCAGCUCAGACUCCCACCUCCACACCCCCAUGUACUUCUUCUUAGCUAACCUAUCUUUGGUUGAUUUCUGCCUGGCCACCAACACAGUCCCCAAGAUGCUGGUGAACAUCCAAAUCAGGAGCAAGUCAAUCUCCUAUGCCUGCUGCCUGACCCAGAUGUACUUUUUCCAUUUCUUUGGCAUCAUGGACACUGUCCUGAUUGCCGUGAUGGCUUAUGACAGGUUUGUGGCUAUAUGUCACCCCUUACACUAUACCGCCAUCAUGAGCCCACGCCUCUGUGGCCUGCUGGCAGGUGGCCCAUGGGUGUUUUCCUACUUUAUAUCCCUCACUCAUAUUCUCCUGAUGGCUCGUCUGGUUUUCUGUGGGAACAAUGAGCUACCUCACUACUUCUGUGACCUCACUCCCCUUCUCAGGCUUUCUUGCACUGACACGUCUGUGAACAAGAUCUUUGUGCUCAUUGUGGCUGGGCUGGUGAUAGCCACACCUUUUAUCUGCAUCCUGGCCUCCUACGCUCGCAUCAUUGUGGCCAUCAUGAAAGUCCCUUCUGCAGGGGGCAGGAAGAAAGCCUUUUCCACCUGCAGCUCCCACCUCUCUGUGGUUGCUCUCCUUUAUGGGACCACCAUCGGGGUCUAUCUGUGUCCCUCCUCUGUCCGCACAGCUGUGAAGGAGAAAGCCUCUGCUGUGAUGUACACUACAGUCACCCCCAUGCUGAACCCCUUUAUCUAUAGCUUGAGGAACAGAGAUCUGAAGGGGGCCCUGAGGAAGCUUGUCAACAGAAAGAUCAUUUCAUCUUCCUGACCACAAGGACACCUGGGAACUUCCAGGAAGUAGGAUCUCAACAUCUAGGGUCUUGGACACAAGUAUGGAAUUGCACAGUUUGGGAGAACAGCCACUUUGGAUUUUGAAUUGCAGAACUUUAAAAAGAAAUCUCAAGAUG